Alligator sinensis (Chinese alligator) is the source of this 2508-nucleotide messenger RNA. Its product is annotated as ovochymase-1. Gene Ontology annotation, biological process: acrosome reaction; proteolysis. Gene Ontology annotation, molecular function: serine-type endopeptidase activity. The record is from RefSeq and is a predicted model, not a curated record. NCBI's taxonomy places the organism in Eukaryota, Metazoa, Chordata, Crocodylia, Alligatoridae.
UGUGGUGGCAGUUUAAUCCAAGAAGAUGUGGUGGUUACUGCGGCUCACUGUGUAGUCAACCUUGACCAGAAUCUAGUGAAGAAUCUGAUUGUAACCACUGGGGAGCAUCACCUCAAAAAGGUGGAUGAACAGGGACAGAAUGUCCCUGUCUUGCAAGUCAUUGUUCACCCAGAGUUCAAUAGAUUUGGACGCAUGGAUCUGGAUAUUACUCUCCUUCAACUAAAAGACCUGGCAAAGUAUGGGGAUGAGGUUCAACUAAUCUGCCUUCCUCACAAAUUGGAGGAGGUUGGGAUAUUUUGUGUUGCUAGUGGCUGGGGCACGGCAUGUGAGGCUGGAGAAAAGUCCAACGUUCUGCAGGAGGUGGAACUUCCCAUCAUUGACAGCAGACCCUGCCUGGUUCAAGUCAAGUCAAUGAAUCUGCCUCCAGCAGAAGACUCCAUGUUCUGUGCUGGCUUUCCUGAUGGCGGGAAGGAUGCUUGCAAGCAUGUUGUUGUUUCCACCAUUGAAACUGGGGAGAUGGACUGUAACGGUGGUGGGUUUCUCAAGAGAGCUCCUGUGUCAGAUCACCUUUCCACGCCUGGGCCUGAAGGAUAUAGCCUGCAAGGGAUUCUGAUCUAUAGAGAAAGUGGUCAUAUUUGGUAUCCUCCACCCAGUGAGGGUAACUAUUUUGAUAACAGAUGCUCUAGUUACAGGAGUGUCGCAGUGCUGGUAGAAGAGGAAAAGAUUGAUACUACUAAUUACCCUGGCCUGUAUCCCAGUAAUACAAAGUGCCACUGGCUCAUUGAAGAUCCUAUAGAGUAUGUCAUAAAGUUGGAGUUUGAAGACUUUGCUGUUGAAUUCAGCCCAGGCUAUAUCUAUGAUACUGUUGUCAUUUAUAGUGACACAGAAGAGGAACAUCAGCUGGCUCAUAUUUGUGGAUUCUCCACCCUGUGUCCUGGAAGUGUCAUGCUGAUACAUUUUGGAAGUGAUGGGGAGAACAACUUCCGAAGGUUCAAGGCCACAUUCACCUUUGUUCCUUCAAACUGGUGGAUCCCAUCUCUUCCCAGAGAAGAACCAUGUCCUCACUGCUGGCCUUGGCAGAGGGGCUUGUAGUUUUUAGGUAAUUACCAGUGUGGACAUCAGUCCAACAUUGAUUUUUACAGUGCCCCGCAGUGUACAUUUGGGAAAAAGUUAAAAACCAUUGUGAUGCAUCCCAACUUUGAUGUAGUGAGUUAUGAUGAUAUUGUACUGAUCCAGCUGGACGUCCCUUUGGAAUACAGUGGUGUUGUGAGGCCAAUACAUUUGCCCAGUGGCACAGAGCCACAGUCUCCCCCUGCUCUUUACACUGUGACUGUAUUGGGGGAACACCCAAGAUCAUGGAAAAAGCAGUGUCAAGGAAGACACAAAAAGCCUUGCAAAAACCACCAAAGGGUUAAGGAUGAGGAUAAUGAGAAGAAGUUUAAUGUAGUCUGCAAGAGAAGUUGUUAUUUUAACCAUCCUGGAGGGAUCACAGCGAUUAUGCUCUGUGUUGGGUUUCCUUCCUCUGAAGGUCAGGAUUCCUGCCAGGGGAAUUCUGGUAGCCCCUUGGCUUGCCAUAAAGAACAGGGUCCAUUUAUUCUUUAUGGCAUCAUCAGCUGGGGUGUUGGUUGUGCCAGGCCUACGAAUCCAGGGGUCUACACCAGAGUGAGUGUCAUCUUGGAUUGGAUUGUAUCUACGAUAAAAGCUGAACUGUGCAGUGUCUUACAGUCUCCAAUAAUCAUCCUGAGUCCUGGGCCUGUGGUGAAAGCAGUAUUUCAUUCCUUUUCCCCUGGUGAAUUUGGUAUGCAAUACAAAGUCCUCAAAGUCCAAGGGCCAAAGUAUGGAAAGGCUGUCAAAUUUUCUAAGAACAUGAACCAAGAAUUGUCACAUUGUAGGGAUGUCAUCCUCACAGACCCAGAAGGAAUGAUCCGGUCACCAGGAUAUCCUAAAGGCCGCAAAGUAUGUGUUUGCCACUGGAGAAUUGUAGUCCCAUUAAAAUCUGUCAUUUGACUAGAUUUCCUAGACUUCUGGAUUGAGCAGACUCUGACUGAUUGCCAGGGCCAGCACAGGGUGUAUGAAGGGCUGGGGACAGCUGAACAGUUGAUAGCUGAAUUCUGUGAUGACAUUUCACCCUAUCCUUUAAAGUCUUGUGGCCCAGUGUUGACACUGACCUUCACUCCCAGCACUGAUAUGAUGGUGAAAGGUUUUGUUCUGGUCUACUCUUUUCAUGAAAUACAACUGGGUCCAGUAUUAGAAAAACCAAGUCCUGAUGACAAAGUACUUAAUGCCAAGCAGUUUGUGAUGCUGAAACUGGAAGCAGCUAUUUACAAGUUACCUAACAAAUCUGACGGAGAUUCUGGAGGGCCACUGACUUGCAUGAUCAGUGGAUGUUAUCAUCUGCUUGGUGUGAACUGGGGUAAUGACAACUGUCAUCCAGAGUCGCCAACAGUCUACACCAGAAGUUCUGUGUACAGGGACUGGAUUGCAGCAGUCACUAAUGGAAAAGUAUGA